AUGUCAUUCAUGGAACCAUUCCGCAUUAAGAUGGUGGAACCCCUCACAUUCCUGACAAGGGAAGAACGGAUAAAAAUACUGAAAGACAGCGGUUCGAAUCCAUUCAAACUGGAUAGUCGUCACGUGACUUUUGAUUUUGGAACUGAUUCAGGUACCGGGGCCAUGAGUCAACAUCAGUGGGCAGCGAUGAUGCAAGCAGAUGAGGGCUACUUCUCAUCAUGCAGCUUCAAGAAGUUAGAGGAUUGCGUGAAAUCUCUGACGGGAUUUCAAUACAUGCUUCCUGCUCACCAAGGAAGGGCUGUAGAACGUCUCUUGUUUUCCAUUCUGUCGAAGCCAGGAAUGACCAUUUUCAGUAACACUCUAUACGCCACAACACGUGGAAAUGCUGAUAUUAAUGGUUUACAGGUUGUAGAUAUUCCAUGUGUUGGAAGUCCAGAAAGUUCCUUCAAUGCGAAUAUUGACUGUGGGAGGCUCAAGGAGGAACUAGAGACGAUGGGGCCAGAAGGUGCAAUCGUUGUGUUGGUCGUUGCAAGCACAAGCCAAGCAGGGCAGCCAGUCUCAAUGUCCAAUAUCCAAGACCUGUCAAACAUUUGUCACAGCUUUGAUAUUCCCUUGAUCAUGGAUGGAUGUCGGUUCGCAGAGAAUGCCUACUUCAUCAAGACACGCGACAAGGAAUAUAGUCUCAUGUCCUGUAAAGACAUUGCCCUGAAGAUGUUCUCCUACUUCCACCAUGUCUAUGUCUCAGCCAAGAAAGAUGGGCUGUGUAACACAGGAGCGUUUCUGGCCACAAACCAGCAGGGUGUUUAUGACAAAGCAUCCGUCAGGAUGUUCUAUACCGAAGGGUUCAAGACGUAUGGAGGACUAACGGGUAGGGAUAUGGAGGCCAUGACAGUUGGCCUAUUGGAGAACAUUGAUGAUAAGUUUCUUCAGUAUCGAGUUGACAGCACGUACAUGUUCGGAGACAUCUUGAAGAAGGCUGGCGUUCAUGUCAUCGACCCCAUAGGAUGUGGACUAUACAUUAAUGGAGCAAAAUGCCUUCCACAUGUUCCCACUUGCCAGUAUCCAGCCUUUGCUCUUCAUUGCGCUUUGUAUAUUGAAGGUGGAAUCCGUUGUAUUCAGAUCGAUGAUAUUUUGAAACUUGAUGAGAGCAAUGAGAGAGAGAAUCCGAAACCCCAACACAUUCUUCGGAUCCAGAUACCAAGGCGUGUCUACAAUCUGAGCCACAUGCUUCAUGUUGGGGACAUAUUUAAGAGGAUCAUGGAAAGACGUGAAUCUAUCUCUGGCAUGCGUGUGAUAGAUUUAACUUCUGCUGAUUAUACUGCAAUCCUGGAACCUGUUAAAGAGAAGAUAUUCGAUGAGUAA
Haliotis rufescens (red abalone) is the source of this 1362-nucleotide messenger RNA. RefSeq names its product tryptophanase-like. Gene Ontology annotation, molecular function: lyase activity. NCBI's taxonomy places the organism in Eukaryota, Metazoa, Mollusca, Gastropoda, Lepetellida, Haliotidae. Gene Ontology annotation, biological process: amino acid metabolic process. The record is from RefSeq and is a predicted model, not a curated record. The transcript has a single exon. The coding region runs from base 1 to 1362 and encodes 453 amino acids.